Thermothelomyces thermophilus ATCC 42464 is the source of this 1498-nucleotide messenger RNA. RefSeq lists its product as uncharacterized. Bases 82 to 1224 code for a protein of 380 amino acids. Gene Ontology annotation, biological process: maturation of LSU-rRNA from tricistronic rRNA transcript (SSU-rRNA, 5.8S rRNA, LSU-rRNA). Gene Ontology annotation, molecular function: RNA binding. The transcript has 3 exons. Gene Ontology annotation, cellular component: nucleolus. NCBI's taxonomy places the organism in Eukaryota, Fungi, Ascomycota, Sordariomycetes, Sordariales, Chaetomiaceae. The record is from RefSeq and is a predicted model, not a curated record.
UGCAAACGCUUUAGGAUCGGAACUUGGCGCGAGGGCGGGCCAACGUUCACCAUCCCAGCCUCACAACGCUCACCAGUCACAAUGGCACCUGAACUUCGCAAGAGAAAGUCGAAGCCUGCGGUGGCAGAACCAGAGCCCGCCGCCAAAAAGACCAAGGCGACCAAGGACACUCCCAAGGCUGAGAAACGAAAAGCCCUCGAAGAAGCCUACCCUGUUGUCGUGAAGAAGCAGAAGCCCAGCAAGGAUGUCGCGCCGAAGAGAGAUGUCGCCCCGAAGAAGUCGGCGUUAAAGAAAGAGAAGCAGUCAACAGAGACCAAGGACGCGCCGGCCAAGUCCAAGAAGGCCGCAGAACCCGCGAAGCCAGAGGAACAGCAAGACAGCGAUGUCCCAUCCGACGUGGAGCAGGAGGAGCUUGACGAUGACACCAAAGCUCUCGUGAACGCGCUCGACAGCGGCGACGAGGACGAGGCCGAGACUCGGGUCAGCACGUACAAGAAGGGCCAGGACGUCGGCAAGAUUCCCAAGGCGAAGAAGGCGGCAAAGUCAGCCGGCAGCAGUACCAGCAGCGGCAAUCCGGGCGUCAUGUAUCUAUCGAGGAUUCCCCACGGCUUUUACGAGCACGAACUACGGUCGUACUUUGGCCAAUUCGGCGAAAUCACGAGGCUUAGGGUCGUACGGAACAAGAAGACGGGCGCCAGCCGCCACCGGGCAUUCAUUGAGUUUGCCGACGCCGAGGUUGCCGACAUUGCCGCCCGCACCAUGGACAAGUACCUCCUGUUCGGACACAUCCUCUCUGCCAAGAUCGUGCCGCCGGCCCAAGUGCAUCCGAACCUGUUCAAGGGCGCCAAUCGUCGCUUCAAGGUGGUGCCGUGGAACAAGAUGGCCGGUCGGCAGCUUGAGCGGCCGCUUUCCGAGUCGCAGUGGCAGGUCAAGAUCGCCAAGGAGGAGAAACGGCGGGCCGCUAGGGCUGAGAAGUUGAAAGAGAUGGGCUACGAGUACGAAGCACCGGCGCUCAAGCCGGCCGAGGCCAAGCCCCUGCUGGAGAACGGCAAAGAUGAGGGUCCCAAGGCCAUCGAGGCUCCGCCUGCCGCCGCGGAGGUUGAGUCAAAGGAGGAAAAACAGGCUGCCGAGCCGGAAGUGACCAAGGCCGAGGCAACAAAACCCUCCGAGGAUGCGACCCCUCAGAAGAAGAAGAGUAAAAAGGGCAAGAAGACAAAGUCAUGAGCAGGUUACCGUCCAGAGUAGUAACGUCGCCUCUUUGAUACCCACGGCUCAGGCCAAGAGGGUCGUCCUGUUUAGAGCAUCCAGUCCUUUUAUGCGAAAAGAAGUAUAUAUAUGUAUGCACCAAGCGAACCUGACAAGCUCGUGGAGGGGGCCUAAUGCCCACAGAGCUAGCAGGAUUUUUAAAGUGCCAUUCGAUACUCUACUUCUGCCAUACUAUGAAAAUGCCACCGGUUUGCGAUGUGCAACGGCAAGUUCGAUAGAGAAUCAGGCGAAG